Molecule: messenger RNA, 1166 nt
Organism: Nicrophorus vespilloides
Lineage: Eukaryota; Metazoa; Arthropoda; Insecta; Coleoptera; Silphidae
Product: serine protease snake-like
Exons: 6
Coding region: 42-1046 (334 amino acids)
Biological process (GO): proteolysis
Molecular function (GO): serine-type endopeptidase activity
Source: RefSeq, a predicted model, not a curated record
AUAAACAAAUUUUGAAACGAUUUAUCGCAGUCGAAGGAGAGAUGCAUACUUGUCUACAAUUAAUAAUACUACAAACACUUUUCGUCCGUUCCACUCAAGCUACAUGUCCAUUUCCUAGUAGUAAAGAUGACAUUUGCACAUCAAUCAAAGAGUUUUUAAACUCAUUGAUUUCGCUUAAAGCAGCGAUUCUAGAGAAUUUUGGUAUCAUUGAGAAGACUAAAGAUCAAAGUUCGAUUAAGAUCCAACAAGGGUUUGGAUAUAAAGCUAAGAAAUAUUGUAGCGAUAUCAUAAAUGAAUUGAAACAGCUGUACAAUCUAAGUUCUUCUAAUUUUUAUGAAGAAACAUCUUUGGCUAUGGAAUUUUCUCAUAUGGCGGCGCUGGGAUUCGAAGUCGGCGAUAAAAUUGUUUGGGGAUGCGGUGGAUCUUUGAUAAGUGAUAAAUUCGUGCUUACCGCCGCACAUUGCAUCGUCGAUAAAAAUCUAGGGCAAGUGAACUACGUUAGGUUAGGAGUCAACAGGAAGAUUGAGGAUGUCGAAAAUUUUCAAGUGGUCAACGUGUACGCACAUCCCGACUACAGACCUCCUCUUCGUUACAACGAUAUAGCCUUGAUCGAGUUGCACGAUUCUGUCCUAUCUUCUACUUAUCCGAAUGUUGCCUGCUUAAACAUCGAUCGGAAUGUCAACGGUUACGAUAAAUUCAAUGUAACUGGUUGGGGUUUGUUGCAGAAUUUCGGUGAAUCAGCCGAUCAAGUGCAGAAGGUUGAAGUAGAUUUGGUGAGUUGGAUGGAAUGUAAGCAACAUUAUCCAGCUGAUGGUGAAUUAAAGUCAGGUAUUGUGGAUGACCUGCAGAUAUGCAUUGACACAUGUCAAGGUGAUUCCGGUGAACCAUUGCAGAAAAGGAUACUAUUUAAUCCACUGCCAAGAUUGAAUACAAUAUUCGGUGUUUCUUCUUUUGGAAAAGGAUGUGGAUUGUCAUCCAGUCCUGGCGUUUACACCAGAGUCUCAAACUACAUAGAUUGGAUAGAAUCGAUUGUCUGGCCUAAUUAAUAAUAUUUAUACAAAAUUUAACACAUUUUAAUUAAUAAUCAUUGAUAACUGUCACAGAAAAUAUUGACAGUUUUGUCAAAUUAAACCCCAUGAUGAAACGUCACUAAUCUAAUAUUACAU